UUUUUAACCCCACCGUUUUUUCGUUUCUUCAUCCUCGAAGAAAAAGCAGUUGUCUACCAUUAAGCCUUCCUUUUUUUUUUUUCUUUUUUUCGUCUGUUUGAUCGUUACAGGUUGAACUUGUGUCGCAGCCGUCGGUUUGGAGGUGAACGGAUUACAAGACCAGUCUGCUAGUUUCGCGUGUCUGGCGUAUUAUCUCCACCCCCGAUUCCGGAGGCCGUCAGCCGUCAUUCGAUCAGGGUAUGGCGCAGCCGCUCCCGUCCGACAAGGCUGAAGAGGUUCUCGGCGUUUCUCAACAGAGAAUUGUGAUACGAAACAAGCAUGGAGAGAAACUUGUUGGUGUGCUACAUGAAACUGGUUCUAAGAAGCUUGCGAUCUUGUGCCAUGGAUUCCGAGCUUCAAAGGAUGACAAAACUUUACUUAACCUAAGUGCUGCAUUAACAAGACAAGGGAUCAGUGCCUUUCGCUUUGAUUUUGCUGGAAAUGGGGAAAGUGAAGGUGUUUUCCAGUAUGGCAACUAUAGAAGAGAGGCUGAUGACUUACGAGCUGUAGUCUCAUAUUGGUCUGAACAAAAAUAUGAAAUAAGUGCUAUUAUUGGACACAGUAAAGGAGGAAAUGUGGUGCUUUUAUAUGCUUCCAUGUACCAUGAUGUUCCUGUAGUUGUCAAUCUUUCUGGUCGCUUUGCCUUAGAUAGAGGCAUUGAAGGUCGAUUAGGCAAAAAGUUCUUGCAGAGAAUCAAGAAAGAUGGAUUUAUCGAUGUAAAGGACAGAACAGGAAAAGUUGAGUAUCGGGUGACUGAAGAAAGUCUAAUGGAUCGAUUAAACACAGAUAUGCAUGCACCAAGCCUCUCCAUUGACAAAGAGUGCAGGGUCUUGACAGUUCAUGGUUCAGAAGAUGAAAUUGUACCAGCAGAAGAUGCCUUAAAGUUUGCCGAGCUCAUACCUAAUCACAAGCUACGAAUUAUUGAAGGGGCCGACCAUUGCUAUACUGCACAUCAGGAAAUGCUGGCUUCACUUGUACUGGACUUCAUAAAAUUUGAUCAGAUGAAGAUACUCAUAUAAAUAAUUUUAUAUGCUAAGAUUUGUUAUCAACGUUUUAAGGCAUGUCUUAUGUGACAAGGAGUUCAGUUAAUAUGGGUGGAAGGUGCUUGUGCAGCGAGAGACACCUAAAUCCGUUGGACUUGUGCAAGAAAAUAAUGCACCUUGGGUGAGUUCAGUCUUGAUGGUGGAUCCCAAUAUCAUUGCUAUUAAUUUAGCUGUGGGUUUGGGAGGACAUUUCUAUUACUGCUUAAACCUUCAUUUGUGGUUCAUAUUUUCGAUCUGCUUAAGAAACUUCUGCUAGAUUGGCCACUAACCUGAUGAGUGAUGGCAAUACAUGCAAAAGCGGGAUUCAUUAGAUGAGAAGUGGAUGGCAGAUUGCAAAUGCUUGUAUGAGAUUCUCACCAGUUCUCAUGUGAACCAGCAUCACCAACGUUCACAGGCCCAAGCAAUACUAUGAAUUCGAUAAUCGCUGGAAUUUACUAAGCAGUUAUAUGUCAUAGGUAUCUGAUGAUGUUGUUGUCGUUUCGAUGAUAAUAAUUAAUUAUGAUAUAAAGAAGAUUUUUAUUAAUAAUGAAAGUUCAGCGGAUGUUACUGUUGUGAU
Messenger RNA from Elaeis guineensis (African oil palm), 1638 nucleotides. The record is from RefSeq and is a predicted model, not a curated record. NCBI's taxonomy places the organism in Eukaryota, Viridiplantae, Streptophyta, Magnoliopsida, Arecales, Arecaceae.